Molecule: messenger RNA, 1229 nt
Organism: Macrobrachium nipponense
Lineage: Eukaryota; Metazoa; Arthropoda; Malacostraca; Decapoda; Palaemonidae
Product: lactosylceramide 1,3-N-acetyl-beta-D-glucosaminyltransferase B-like
Exons: 3
Coding region: 408-1085 (225 amino acids)
Cellular component (GO): Golgi membrane
Molecular function (GO): hexosyltransferase activity
Source: RefSeq, a predicted model, not a curated record
UAACGACAGAAUACCAGAGAGAGAGAGAGAGAUCAGCCGAGACAAACCCAUCUCCCGGUACCAAUGGAGAACUGGAAGCUCCAGGUGUCAACAGUGGUAUUUCUGCUUCGUUACGGUUUCCUCGUCUCUGCAACGAUGAUCUUUCUUGCAGCUUCCUUAGUUUACAGUCAACAUCGUUACUUCGAACACAUCCUGAGCAAGGUACGCGAAGACUUCGCGAUCACAAACGGCAGUACAGAGAGGCAUCACAACCAUUCUGAUACAGCCACUCUAUACUUGAUAGACGAGAAAGAUUUCUGCCUGCGUCGACCGAACUUGCAGGUAAUCGGAUACGUCAUCAGUGCCACCAAGAGAGUUGAAAACAGAAGAGUGACACGAGAGACACCUGGGCACGUGCCACCAGUAAUAUGGCCGUCAUCUUUGUGACAGGUGUUCCUGAAAACGACGAGGAACAGCAGCUCAUUCUCGAAGAAAGUAGAGAAUUUGGAGAUAUCUUGCAGGUGGACCUUGCAGGCGACUAUCGCUCUCAGAGCUACAAAGGACUAUCAGUAUCAGCCUUAUCCUGGAUCAAUUCUCACUGCCAAGACGUUCCGUGGACACUUCGCGCUGAUGACGACGUCUUAAUCGACGUUUCCUCACUGACCACGAACCUACAACACUUCCACGUAAACAAGACUGACCACUUCUACUGCAGCACUCGACAGGGCGAAGCAGUGAAGGGAGGCGAAGUGUCUGUCAGUCGUGAAGAACCUCCUACCUCUGGAUAUCCUGGCUCCUGCUCUGGGCAGGUUUGGGUUCUGUCGACGAAGGCUAUUCCUCGAUUGUUGAAGGCGUCAGAGGGAGAUUCCUUACCGGGAGUCGAUGAUGAUGUUGACAUCACCGCUGUCUUGGCGGAGAAAGCUAAUCUGACCAUAUCUGGUGACCCUGACGGUUUUAGGUCGAAUCGUAUUGGUGACCCUGACAGUUUUAGGUCGAAUCGUAUAAGGGAGGAAGACAACAGCAUCAAUGAUGCUUUGGUCAAAAUCAAAGGGGAUCGGAGAUACUAUUGGCAAAAGAUUGUGAACAAAUAUAAAAAUAAACCGUAAGUACAUUCUUAUCUUAUGUAGCAUACUUGAAAUAGGAAUUUCAAACGAACAUCUCAACGCAUCUGCAUUGUUCGCAAAACAUGGUUCAAAAUAUAUUAGCAGCAAUACAUUACAGACAUCAACGAUUAUGUUGUCAUUUCUCAA